GUGAACAGAGGAGGGGUGGAGGAAGGCUGUGACUAAAGCAUGUCACUCAGAGAGGACUGAGCGUUGUGUGGAUCUCACUUGAUAUUUUCACCAGGCAGCGUUGAGGACAGGACGUAGGAAAAGUGCUCACAGGAAGAGUGCUAGUUGUGUGGAGCUGGCAAAGACACACAGGAAUACAAAGAUUCCAAAGUGCAAGGACGACUCUUUCAGCUCUACUAGUUCAGUCAAAAGAGCGACAGAGGAAAGAGAGAUGUCAAGUGCAAUUUUGAGACGAAACUCCAGCAAGCAAGGCUUGCAGAACCUCCUCAGAGUGACGGCUCAGCGCAGUAUUGAGGAUGCGGAAGAGAUUGAGAGGGAGCGACGACGCCGGGCCCGAGAGGCUCUCAGAAAGGAUCACAGUAUCACCGGAUCAGCCGGAUCUCCUCUGGACAGCUCUGGACCCACUGAGGAGAGUCUCUUUGAGAGUGAACUGAAACCCAGUGGCUCUGGUACACUGGAAGAGGAUGAAGGUUUCAGUGACUGGACUCAGAGGCUGGAGAGGGGCAGACGGAUCAGGCAAGAAGAAAAUGACCCUAGAGAGGAGGACUUGGAGGUGGAAAGAACCAUGAAUGGAGGAAGCAGAAGAGAGGAGAUUAGCUCCACUGUACUAAAUCUACAGCAUAAGGGACAAGGCGAAGUGGAAGAAGUGGUGGACUACAUGCCAGGGAGGAAGAGCAGUGAGAAGUGCAUGUUGUUUGGAGAUAAGACAGGUAGCCUUAGGGCCAGAGAGACACCAGAAUGGAAGGAAGAAUUAAUCAGAGUUAACAUGAGACAAGAGGAGGAGCCAAGGCCUCAUGUGGAGGAUAAGGUGAAAGAAGUGAGAAAAGAAGUGAAGGUCUCAUAUACAUCUAAAGUCUUCCUGCAGCAAGAUAGAACACCCAGCACCAACAGUGAGGAUCCUGCUGGAGAGGAAGUGACAUCACAUCUGCUCAAAACUAGAAAGACUACAAGCAGGAUCGUAGGUCAGGGCUUAGAGUCAAGGGAACAGGCAGGGGCCAGUCUGGAGACAGAGCAGAAGUUGGAGAAGUUUCGGCGGAGCCACCAGGAAAAGGAGAGCCAGGAGCUGGAACAGCUUCGCCAGCGGCAAGCUGAGGCUGAGGUGGAGCUGGAGGAGCUCAAGAAGAGGAGAGAGGAACGCAGAAGAGUGCGUGAGGAGGAGGAGCGCAGGAAGGAAGAGGAAGAGCAGCAGCGUCUGGCAAAGGAGGAGGAGGAAAAGAAGCAGAUGAAGGAGGAUAUUGAGAGGAGAAGGAUGGAGGCAGCUGAAAGGAGGAUGAAGAGCCUGAAUAUGUCCUCCCCAGAUGGGGAUGAGUCAUUCAACCCUCUCAGUCCAAAGAGCCCCACUUUCAAGAGAGAGCACGAAGAGAGAUUGACAGCUGAAAGUACAUGCUCGAUCAUGGACAGAACAGAGUCCUUGAAUCGGUCCUUAAAGAAAAGCAACAGCUUUAAGAAGACUCAGCCACCGCUACUCCUGUCUAAGAUCGAUGACAAACUGGAGCAGUACACUCAUGCUGUGGAGAGCUUGUCAAAAGAAGCAAAGCCGCCCAAGUCAGCUGCACUGGACAUGCCCAGUGUUCCUGAACCAGUGGUUGCCAAAAAGAACCUGUUUGAGGCAGGAGAGGCCUGGAACCAGGGCGCAUCCAAAGGAACUCCAUCAAAGGACACUGAUGGACUGAAGGUAGGUGUGGCUGAUCUGAUCACUCAGUGGGUAAAAGGAAGCCCAGAGGGCGGCAACAGAUACGCACAGUCCAGACCAUGUGAUGUUAAAGCAGGAGAUGUGCUCCAGAAGAAGAACAUGUGGGAGAUCAUAGGCGAAGGAUCAGCAACUGGGCGGUCAGGACAAGCAGGGAAGGGCACCUCUUCUGGCAAACGCUACAAGUUUGUUGUGACCGGCCAUGGCAAAUAUGAGAAGAUUUCCAUUGAUGAUGACCAUUACAGUGACUAUCCAAAUGGAAAAUCAAGGGACCUGUGCCACGAUGACUUGUAAACGCCUGUUGCAUACGUCCAAGUUAUGGUGAUUUGGAUGCUUUACAAGGACCCUUUGUUUAUUGCAGGGUUUACAUUCACAUGCAUAAAUAACUUUCAUUCAUUAAGAUACAUGUCUAGCAGCAGAUUUUAGUAUAGGGUGGGUCUUGUUGAUUUUAUCAUUUGCAUCACAUAUAUAGCUAUAUUACUGUGUCAUGAAGCACAUGAUGUUUACAUCACUUUCUCACCAGUCCUUGUUUAAAAUGUAUCCACACAUGUUUCCAGACCACAAAUCAGAUUCUAAAGUAUACUGUUUUCUUGGUAUGGUUAUGUAUAUGUAAAUAGGAUGUUAGAAGAAAUAAAAAGAUCAUUGUUAUAUUUUGGAGUUAGACCCAACCCCAGAUAUUGCGGAUGGACUAUGGUUUGGAGCCAAACAGUAAAGUUGGGCUUUUUGAAGUUUGUUUUAUGUAUAAAAUAAAUACUAAAAAAUAGAGAUAGGUUCAAGCCUUUCUCCAGUAAGCGACACUGGUAUAUGGGGUCCAGUUCGUCACUGAGCAUAUUCAACUAUGGUUAAGAAAUCUCCUUCGUUUAAACCUGAACACUGGAGUUAAUCCACUUUACUAUAUUUAUGAAAAACAUUUCAUUUCAAUGAUGAUCAUUUUCACCACUAGUCUGCUCCAUGCAGUAUCACAACAUAAAAGAUUUCCCUGUUUUUCUUUAAAAUAUAUAUUUUGAUUGUUCUACCAAUGAAACCCUUUUCUAUUGUACUAGUAUUUUGUUUAAUAAAUUUGACCUUUUUAUUAAUAAAUUC
This is a messenger RNA of Pangasianodon hypophthalmus (striped catfish), 2812 nucleotides long. It is a transcript of the gene lsp1a, whose product is annotated as lymphocyte specific protein 1 a. Gene Ontology annotation, molecular function: calmodulin binding; actin binding; myosin binding. Lineage: Eukaryota; Metazoa; Chordata; Actinopteri; Siluriformes; Pangasiidae. Bases 251 to 2023 code for a protein of 590 amino acids. The record is from RefSeq and is a predicted model, not a curated record. The transcript is spliced from 14 exons. Gene Ontology annotation, biological process: muscle contraction.